UUUUCACUCAGCUGGUGUUGUUAUUUGUUUUCCCACUCAGUAUCCGGAACCCUUCCUGUUCUGAUUGGCCAGUAGUGUCCCGCCUCCUUCGCUCAGAUUGGCCAGGCGUGCAUCGUCUCCUCUGAUUGGCUGAUAGCCUGCUAGUGUGAAUUCGCAGCCAGUCCGUGCUCCGGAGGGCGGGGUGUGCCGGAAAGCGGGUGGGAAAGAAAGGCAAACGCUCUCGGCUUGUUGUCCUGAUAUCACUCCGCUGCCAUGGAGGAGGGGAGCGCUUGAUUAUUUUGAUGGUGGCGGCGGUGGCGGCGAGUCUGGGGACUUUAUUUUAUGAAUUUCUCGCUUUAUUUUGUGGGGUGAGGAAGCCGCGCACUUUGUUUCGGGGCGGUUUUAACGAGCUAAAGCACAGAAAAGUGAAAAAGUAAUGACAUGCAAGUUCACGAAAGUACUCUGGAGCGUGUUCGCUGCAGACGGAGAAACUUUUUUCUGGCCCCUCGACACGGAGAAGGCAAGCCGGCGGGAGAGAGGCGGUGUGCAGCGGCGGCGGUGGUGGUGAUAGUGGCGGUGAAGAUGAUGAUGAUGAUGAUGGUGGUGGUGAUGAUGAAGACAGUGGUCAUGGUGGUCGACUGUAACCUCCGGAUGUCUCACGCGUUAGGGGUGAGAGUGUAGCCUUCCGGCGGCGGGCGAUAGAGAGAGGGGGGUGGGGUGGGAGGUUGGAGGGGCUUGAGGGUUGAGGUGUGGGGGGCAGAGAGACGGUGGACUGACCCCUGGACCUGGUCCUUGUCCUGGUCCUUGUCCUGGUGCUUUCACGCUACUUGAUAACUAGCUAGCUACUUGCAGCGAUUGAUUAGUGGACCCUGGUGGUGGGCAUUGAUUGAUUGAGAGGUUGGACCCUAAGCUUGGACCCAUUCAUUCGUCUUUAUGGGCUUUAUGACUGAGCUCUCCCCGAGAUCUGCUCUCCAAGCCCCGGCUCUUUCUCUCCGGCUCUCUCCCUCCCUCCCCCUCCCGGAUCCUCGGCCAAGCUGAGCCGCUUUUGGAGAGGGGAGAGCGGGGAGAGAGGGAGUGAGUAGAGCGGUGGAAGACUAGCAACUACAAGAAGGACUAGAAACACUAGAAGGAGUCAAUUCUGGUUCUGUUUCUAGUUCUGGUUCACCCACUACUACAACACCACCACAAAAGUUCUCCCUAACCAGUAGCACAGAUGAUGGGAGAUUUCGCCAGCCCUGCAGCCGCGAACGGCGGCGGCGGCAGCCUUUGCAUCAACAGCAGCGCGGUGAACCUGAACGCCGCUCUCGGCGCUGGCGGUAGCGGCAGCGGCGGGGCUGCUAACAGCGGCGGCGCCGGCAACAACAACGGAGCUAACGCCGGCGUCCCCAAGCACAGCACAGUGGUGGAGCGGCUCCGGCAGAGGAUCGAGGGCUGCCGGCGGCACCACGUUACCUGCGAGACGCGCUACCAGCAAGCACACGCGGAGCAGCUGGAGAUCGAGCGGCGGGAGACCGCGGCGCUUUACCAGCGCAGCCUGGAGCAGAGGGCGAAGAAGGCGGCUAGUGGCGGCGGCGGAGGCGCUGGUGGUGGCGGCAGCAAGCAGGGCAAGCAGCAGCAGCAGCAGGAGCCGGACGCCGCCGCUGCUGCUGCAGCCGAGCAGAGGAGCAGCACUCUGAUAGCGCUCCAGGAGACCGUGAAGAGGAAGCUGGACAGUGCUCGAUCUCCACUGAAUGGCGACCAGAAUGGGAUCUGUGAUGGAAACUACUCUCCCACGACAAAGAGGUUACGUAAAGAAGGGAAUGGUGGACUGGACUCUUUGGGCACUUUGCCCAACAGUGUACCCCCUAUCUCUCCACUUCACCAAAUGGACAUCAAGCCCACAUUGCCUACAGUAAAUAAUGCAACGUCUAAUGGCAGUGCUGGAAAUAACCAUAUUACAGGGCGAACGGAGGAUUUAGGCAAGAACGGUGGCAUGCCAGACAUUAAACUCAAUGGGUCACUGGAUUUAGAAGAUGGCUUUAGCCUUCUAAAAGAGAUGAAGCAAGAGCCAUUGGACGAUCCAGGUGGGAUAGAAUCUUCAGACACUUCGUUGUCCAAUCAGAACAAGCUGUUUUCUGACAUUAAUCUGAACGAUCAGGAGUGGCAGGAGUUGAUAGACGAGCUGGCCAACACGGUUCCUGAAGAUGACAUGCAUGACCUUUUCAACGAGGACUUUGAGGACAAGAAGGACGUUGGUGACUUUGCACGUCCAACGACGGAGCAAACUCACCAUCCACAAGAGCCUGUAGCUCCUCCAGUUGCCUCAGCGCCCAGUAACCCAUCGCAAACACAGAGUGGACAGAUGUCUAUGGGCUCACCACAGGUGCGGCCAGCAUCAUCUGGGCCACCAUUUGCAACUGCUGCCAAUGGCACACCACCACAGCAACCUUUGCAGCAGUCGCCAGCAGUUGCAAUGGCAUCGGGGUCUCCGGCCAACUGUGUUGCUCGUUCUCCACAAACUCCUACCCAGGCCCAGACACAAGCCUCCAGACCUGGAAACGGUUUUAUAAUGAAUCCGGGUCCUGGGGUAGGUCCUACGGGGUCAGCUCCAGUAGCUCCAGGAGGCCCUGGACCAGGAGGAGGAAGUGGACCAGUUCCUGUACCUGUUCCACCAACCACAGAACUCUCGCCGGCUGAGCAGCUGAAGCAGAUGGCGGCGCAGCAACAGCAACGUGCCAAGCUCAUCCAGCAGAAACAACAGUCGCAGGCUGCUAGCUGGUCCCCCGCAGGGGCACCGACAAGUCCUUACGGAGGACCUUUCAAUCCUGACAAGCCAAAUAGUCCCAUGAUGUACCCGCAAGCCUUCAAUGCCCCCAGCUCAAUGGUGCCCAAACCUGGCAUGAAUAACUACCUCGCCCAAAACCAUAUGAACAUGUUGAACCAGCAGCAGCAACAGCAGCAGCAACAACAACAACAACAACAGCAGCAGCAGCAACAACAGCAACAGCAGCAGCAGUCUGUCAACCUGGCCGCACAGAACGCCCUGAAUAAACAGCUCUCUUACAGCAACACCAAACCAUUAAGUCAUUUCAGCGCCGUUGACCACAUGAAUCAGCGGAUGACCCCACCCAUGGCCAGCCAAGCCAAAAAUCCCAUGUUGCCCUAUAUGCAGGGAGCAGGGGGACAGGGUGGAGGGCCACCCCCAGCCCAAGGUCCCAUACCUGGCCAGACGGCACAUCUGACAGAAGAGCAGAAGAGAAUGAUGAUGAUGAAGCAGAAGGUGCUUGGCCAGGGUUUGCCGUAUAGUGCGAUGCAGCAACAUGCACAGGAACAGGGCAUGGUGGGCAUGCCACGCCAAGCCGGAGGCGUCCAGCCCCCUCACACAGGUCCAGGGGGCGUGGCCACUGCUGGACCCAACGGCACGGUACCAGUGGCAGGACCAGGUGCCUACAUGGGCAACCAACAGCAGCAGCAGCAGGCAGCCAUGAUGAAGCAGAUGAUGGCUAUGGAGCAGGAGAAGAGAGUGCAGCUCCACAUGAUGGAGCAGCAGAAAGCUCAGCUACUGAGAGAACAGAGGCAACAGCACCACCUACUGGCAGAGCAGUUACAGCAGCAACAGCAGCAUCUACCCAGACAGAUGAGUCAAGCACAGAGGAACCCGUAUCCACUCCAGCAGUUUCAGGGCACACCACAAGAGAUGGCGGCGAGGAACCAGGCUCUUCAGAACAUGAGGAACGCCCGACUCCUUCAGCAGCAGCAACAACAGCAGCAGCAGCAGAACCAAGGCAUCCUACAGAUGACCCCGGUCCAGAACUCCGGUCCCAUGCCUGGUCAGGGGGAGAUGGGCAUGGCCUACGGAAGUCAGGCGGGUGGCCAGACAGGCAUGUACCAAGGCAUGAACUCGGGAAUGGGGCAGAUGCUCCAGCCGCAACACCAUCCCAACCAGGGAGCCAUGGGCAUGGCUCAGAGACCUGCAGGCAACAAUGGCCAGGGGAUGGUAGCGGGCGGUGCUGCGGGUGGUGGCUAUGGUCAGGGCAUGCUGAUGAACCCUGCGCUGUCUCAGCAGCAGAUGAAGCCAGGCGGCGUCGGGCAGCCCAUGGCCAAAGCCCAGGCGCAGAGACUGCAGAGCAUGAUGGGAGGUGGAGGCCAGGGGUGGCCCCAGCAGCAGCAGCCGCCACCGCAGCAACAGCAGCAAAAUCUUCAAGCCAUGGCUGGAAGGACUACAAACGACAUGGUGGCGUUUAACAGUAACUACCCAAUGCAAGGUGGGCAGCCGUCGAGGAUGCCCAAGCAGCAUUUUGCCCAAGGGAUGGGCGGCCAGGGCAUGGUGGACCCACGGGCCAUGAACCCAGCUAGUAUGGGUGGACCUAUGAUGCCACACAUGGCGGGCCAGCCGAGGACUGGGCAGCCACGGGGCAUGGUGAUGCCUGGCAUGAGCCAGGGCGGCAUGCCCAACAUGGCUUUCGGACAAGGCUCUGCCCAGGCAUUAGCGGGGGCGGGACCAGGGGGAGGGGCUUAUAUGCCUGCCGGUCAGCCACAAGGCUAUCAACGGACGUCUAGCCAGGACCUGGCAUAUGGUUACGGCGCUCCAUCGGGAGGUGGGGGCGGGGUUUCUUUUGGCCUAUCAGACAGUGCAGAGCUGGACUCAACAGAUGGCUGGAUGGAUGAGUUCUUCCCUAGUCAAUAGCCAACACAGAAAACUGUAUAGGUUUUGGGACGGGCCUGGGGAAAAAGUGUUUUUUAUUACGUAAAAAAGGAAAAAGAUUUAUGGAUGUGUUUUCGUUUCGCUGUUUUCAUUUAAUGUUCAACAACUUGGGGAAAAUAUUACAUGUCGUGUAUUGUACGUGUGCUGUCACUAUAUUUAAACCAACGAUCUCCGAGCUGUGCUCCCAUCUAGGAGCUGAGUCUCUUUAGGCUUAAUGAUGAUGUGCCCAUCUUUCCUUCAGUCCUGCAGUCACUUUUUCUAAUGUGAAGUUUGCAAAUCAAGUUUCCCUAAAAUGAAUUCUAAACAGAACGGUUUUGGUUUGACAAGAUAUCAGCCUCCAUCUUCAAACAUCUGCCUGGUUCAUCAACGUUCAACCAAUUGUGAAGUGUGUUUGGGUGUGAAUGUGUGAGUUAGUUUCUUUCUCUGUUUUAUUGCUAGGGAUGCACUGAUAAGGAAAUGCUGAGCAGAUAUCAAACAUCAUGAUUCUUUGUUUUGUUUUGCAGUAGUAUGGAACUGAUUCUCCAAAAAAAUAGUAUCACUUUUCAUUUAUUACUGUACCUGUGGCAGUGGCAGACAGUGGUUCUUAUUUUGUUAUGUUUAACUCUGAACCACAUUUUUUUCCAUGAAAAAACGUAAUCUAGGUUUACUGUAUCAUAUUAUACCGCAAUAUUUUAACCUGUAACCCCUUUAGUGUGAUUUGGAUAGUCAUAUCUGAUAUUUUUUAUGUACUAGGCCCUGCCAGACAAUGAUGGGAUGGGCUACAGCCAUCUAGUCAGUAUCUGGCAUAUGGUUAUGGAGCCCAGUCUGAGGCCAAGGACUUGAUAUCAAAUAUAUCGUCCAAAUCUGAUACUGAGAUGAUUCUGAUCAUCAUGUGCAUCCCUAUCAAUCACAUCUGUUCUCUUUUUAUUCACUCUCUAGAAUCUGAGAUUGUGGCCCUCUGCUCUGCUCUGUGUCUGCGGCUGUAUAUUUUACAUAUCUGUGUUUCUCUCAGUCACCUUUACCCAAGAGAUCCCUUUCAUUUCACAGUAAUUCGACAAGCCAAACAAACAGUUUCAUAUCAGCUUUUCUUUCUUUCUCUACUCUUUCAUCAUUCGGGAUGUACUGAUAUGGGAAUUCUGCACUAAUAUCCAACAGGGGUGUAUGAAAACAUCAAUAUCUUAAAAGUAUUGCAAUAUUAUCAAUCUAAUUCCUAAUUUACAUGCAUCAAACAUUGUCUGAAGGCCUUGUUGGGCAUGCUGAGCUUCACUAUAUCUUGGCAGGGCUACCAUGUAUGCUAGCUGGGUUCAUGGCCAGUAGAUACAGAAUUAGACGUCCAUGUUGACCUAGUCCCAAUAGCGAUAAAGAUACUCUUGGAGAGAUGUGUGUGUGUAUAUAUAUAUAUAUAUAUAUAUAUAUAUAUAUAUAUAUAUUUCAAGAAUACACCACUGCAACAAAUUGAACAUUAAAUUUUAUUAUUGCAUAUGAUAUGAUAUUGUAUUUUUUUAUAUCUCAGUUAGGGGUGUGCAGUAAUUUUAUCAGAUUUGUAGCAGAAUUCAUUCAUCCAGAACGUCAUGACACUAAUAAAGCACUCCACAUAUCUCCAUAUAUCCAGGAUUAAAGUAAAAUAAAUGAUACUGGACAGUUAUAAUCUGUAUCUAGUAGAUAUAUAAGUUAUAAGCUAUAUCCGCAGGUCCUUGCCAAUACACAGCCCAAAAUCACCAUACAUUUUUUCCAUCACUCAGUACUGGUACAUAGCACAAUAAAAAAAAGAAAUCUGGAUCAGCAUUUAAAGGAAAUAUAACAUCUAAUUCUGUACUUACCAGCAGAUACAUCAUCAAAUAUCAGCUGGACAUACAGGCCAUUAUCACAGCUAGCAUGUGUGGAACAUAAUCAUGUACAUGUCAGUCCAGCCAAAGCAUAGUGAAGCUCGGUAUGCCCAACAAGACCUUCCCUUUAGACUCAAGGCUCCGCCUUCAGACAAUGAUUGGCUCAGUGCAAAGGGGAGGGGUUUAAAUGCCUAUUGAUUAGCUGCAAGACCUGCUGUUCAGUUAUGAUGCUCAGUCUGAAACUGGGGGCGGGGCCUUCUUGUUCAGCCUAUCAGAUUGUGCAGAGCUGGAUUCUAAUAAUUUAAUCUAAUCAAAUCUAAUUACCUGAUACUGAGAUGAUUCAGAUUCUGAUAUCAUUGUGCAUCCCUAUCUAUCAAAUCUGUUCUCCUUAUCUUCUCACUCUCUCUGACAUGGCCCGCUGCUCUAGUCGUGUGUGUGUGUGUGUGUGUGUGUGUGUGAGAAAGUGCGCGAGAGUGUUUCGUAUCUGCUCUUCAGGCAUCAUGAUGAAACAUGAAUCACAGUCUUCUUUGUUUUCUCUUUGCAAGUCUAUUGUGGAUUUUCUGCUGUAGCUGGGCAACCGUUUGUGUGUGUGUGUGUGUGUGUGUGUGUGUGUGUGUGUGUUAACAGUAAUCAAAGAGACUUGGCAGCUACAAACUUAUCUCUCCGCUUAAAAUCUGGAGGCUGGAUGAGAUGAUGUUUUCUCAUAAGUCAUAUGGCAGCUAUGAACACAAGCAUGGCAUCAGCUCUACAGGCUAAAACCAUUCAGAUACACCAUCCAGAACAGCUUCUCAACACUGCGGCUGUAAAUGUUCCGUAUUUUCACAUGGAAAUGAAAUUUAAUCUUGUUUGAACAGAGAUUUAACCUGGUAAAAGUUGUACUAUAAUAGAGUGAUGUAGGACAGAUAUUUUGACAGCAUAUUGUGGCAGAAGUUUGAUUUUAUUGAAGAAUUUAGUCAUUCUAGGAAGGGAAUUUUAACAGAACGAGCCUGCUGCUUCUAUAGGCCUCAGUGGGUCAUCUUUUUUUUUUUUUUUU
Molecule: messenger RNA, 7501 nt
Organism: Astyanax mexicanus (Mexican tetra)
Lineage: Eukaryota; Metazoa; Chordata; Actinopteri; Characiformes; Acestrorhamphidae
Gene: maml3
Product: mastermind-like transcriptional coactivator 3
Exons: 5
Coding region: 1193-4645 (1150 amino acids)
Biological process (GO): Notch signaling pathway; positive regulation of transcription of Notch receptor target
Cellular component (GO): nucleoplasm; nuclear speck
Molecular function (GO): transcription coactivator activity
Source: RefSeq, a predicted model, not a curated record